GUAGGUAAGAGUAGGUAAGGUAGGUAGGUACUAUGUAGUAUUGAGAUCAGAUGGCAAAUGAAUACCUGCGUGUACCUAGUAGAUGCGCGCCGACACCAACCCGCAAAUCUUCGGAGACAAACCACUUUCGACACGUUCACUUUUUACCCUUCACCUUUUUUUUUUAUCUUUCAACCCUCGACGUUUUUUUCUUUUUGCUGCGUUAGACAGCCAUGACACCUCUUCCCCAUUCGAUCCAGUUAUUUGAUGUAGAACAUAGCUGAGGCGUCGGGAUCGGGGCCUCAUGAUUUCUUUUCCUACACAAAAAGCAAGCUCGCUAUGUCGUGGGAUCUACUCCAACGUUUUAUCGAGAGUGAUGUCUUCAACCAGAACCCCUUUCUCUCCGUUUCAUACCUAUCACGAUAUGCAGACCAUGUCGGAAUCCACUAUGUUCUGUGCUCCAAGCUCCGCCAAUUCCCCUACGAGGACAUCGAGUUCUUUCUACCCCAAUUAUGCCACCUUAUACUGAGCGUCGACAACGAGUCUAUGGCAUUGGAGGAGUUUCUGUUGGAUCUUUGCGAGGAAUCGGUCACUGCUGCUCUACUGACGUUUUGGCUUUUCCAAACUUACCUACGCGAUCUUGCUUCCACGCCCCAGUCGCAGGCCUUCCAGACCUGCCGGAGAGUUUACAAUAAAGUACAGCAUAUCGUAUUUGGCCAUUCAGAUACAGCGAGACACGAGCGGAUAACAGAAAACAUACUACCUGUCACAGUACUUGCCAGUUUUGUUUUAGCCAGCAUCGGUCUGCCAAGUCUGCCACAAUGGGCCGGGCCCUUGGCCGUUGCGCAAGCACGCAAAUCGCACCCAUCCGGCGACGUCAUAUCGGAAGCAAGUCAGACGAGCCAGACAAGCCAGACAGGCCAGACGAGCCAAGUAAGUCAUAUGUCAAAGGUAGCCAGGAGUCAAACUGUUACUGGAAGCACAACAAGAUCCCGACGACCCCGCGAGCUGGCCCGAGUUGGAAGCGUACCCGACUCGAAACAGAUCAUCUCCUCGCCAAAGAAGUCACCGCGUCCUAUUACACAUGUGCCUGUGACUUCUGAGUCUGGCCCGGAUGCUCCAGCCGAACCACGAAAGCCGGGCUAUAUCGACGGCAAGUUGUUGGAGGCUCGUCUGAGCUCAUCGUCUCUUCCUCUUCCCGAGGUAAGAUCGCCGAGGGUUAUUACACGGCCCGGAACUCCGCUCUCUGCUGGUCUACCACGUCCAGCCGAUACAAUCUCACGCAGGCACUCCCAUCACAUCAAAACGCUUGCAAGCUUGGCGGAGAUGACUCAGGCCCAGAAGGCGAGGUUACUACGGCAGAACUACUUUCAUUGUCAAACAGCAUUUCUAGCUGCGCUCGAAGAUAUAUCUAAUCGACUAGUAAUAGUGCCGAAGCCGGCUCGUCUUAGUGCUUUACGUGCCGAGCUUGCGCUCAUUGCUAGAGACUUGCCGACAGAGUUGGAUAUACCUAUUAUAUGUCCUCCAACCUUAGUAGAUGGUUCGCCCGCAAAGAGUCGUCACCAUCGCAUCGUCAGAGUCAACCCCGCCGAAGCAACUGUCCUGAACAGUGCUGAAAAGGUACCAUAUUUGCUCAUGGUGGAAAUCCUUCGCGACGACUUCACCUUUGAUCCUAGCUCGGGGGAGAAUCAGAGGCUACUCAGUAAUCUUGUGGCUGAGCAAGGUACUCGCAAGCGGCUCUUCGAUUUAUCGGAUGCGCAAAGAACGAAUGCUACCGACCGGGUGUCCGAACAAAUCGUGGAGAAAAUUGACAGUGUCUUCGAGCCAACUUCGGGAGAUUUAGGAACUUCACCAAUGCUCAAGCCAUUUGAUCACGACGAAUUUUUCAGCAAACGGAAUGGGAAAAAGCAACAUGGCCAUCACAAGAGUCUAACCAAUGGCAUAGGAAGUCCACCGCCGCUGCCCGAUUUGACUCCGCGCGCUUCGGUAGCGUCGACAUCUAGGUCCAGCAGUCCAGGCCCGCAUAAGAGAAAGACGAUGCCUAACCAACGGAAUACAUCUGGUGAGCAGCCUGACUUCUCGGCUCUAGCAACACAUAUGCGGACGGCUUCUCAAAUGUUGGCUCAGCUUGAUGCAACAAGUGGCAAGAGGCCACGCCAGGAGGUUGCGGCUAUCAGAUCGAAAAUCAUCGCAAGCAUGCAAAGCCUGGAGGAACAAAGCUUUGAUCUCGACGACGGCCAUGGCCCCACUUUCGACUUGAUUAUGGCCAAAGCUGACACGGCUUCUGCGGUAUCCGCAGCAUCUGCAGCAUCCGCGGCAAUUCCAGCUCCUGAAGGUGCUGACUUAGAAGAAGACCUUGAUCCGGCGAGCAAUUCCAACGCUGGUGCUGCUCGGAUGGAGAAUGACGCAAUGACUGGGGGUGUUCAGAGGAAAGGCGACCGCGACGAUCCCAGCGCGGCGGUGUUUGGUGAGGCGUGGCACAUGAAGAAGGAACGUAUACGCAAAACGUCACCAUAUGGGUGGAUGAAGAAUUGGGAUUUGGUCAGUGUCAUCGUCAAGACUGGGGCUGACCUUCGACAAGAGGCCUUUGCUUGUCAACUGAUCCAAGUCUGCCACAGGAUUUGGGUAGAUGCUGGUGUCCCCGUAUGGGUGAAGCUCAUGCGAAUUCUAGUUACCGGAGAGUCCUCGGGUCUUAUUGAAACCAUUACCAAUGGCGUUUCUCUACACUCGCUGAAACGGAGCCUGACUUUGGCGUCGAUCGAAUCCGGAGUGAACCCUCGCCGUCGCUUCGCAACACUCAAGGACCACUGGGUCAAAACAUUUGGCAAGCCAACAAGCGAGCCUUACCGAGCAGCAGUGGAUGCUUUUAAACGAUCUCUUGCGGCGUAUAGUAUGAUUUCAUAUAUAUUACAGUUAAAGGACCGGCACAAUGGCAAUGUGCUCAUUGACAACGAGGGGCAUAUUAUCCACAUUGAUUUCGGGUUCAUGCUCUCUAACUCUCCUGGUUCGGUUGGAUUCGAAGCAGCUCCCUUCAAGCUGACUUGGGAGUAUGUGGACGUGCUGGGUGGAGUCGAGUCUCCAGAUUUUGAUGAUUUUAAGACGCUAUGCAAGCAAGCUUUCCAGGCUUUACGUCGCUCGGCAGACAACAUUGUCGAUUUAGUCAGCAUGAUGGGACGCGAUUCGAAGAUGCCGUGUUUCGCGGCCGGGGUAACGCAGGCCACUGCCACACUGCGACAACGUUUUCAGUUACAUCUAAGUGCCGAAGAAGCCGAGAAUUUCGUGGAGACUGAUCUCGUGGCAAAGUCCCUGGGUAGUUACUAUACACGACUUUAUGACACUUUUCAGUACCGCACGCAGGGUAUAUAUUAG
Molecule: messenger RNA, 3348 nt
Organism: Hypoxylon fragiforme
Lineage: Eukaryota; Fungi; Ascomycota; Sordariomycetes; Xylariales; Hypoxylaceae
Product: phosphatidylinositol 3
Exons: 5
Coding region: 319-3348 (1009 amino acids)
Biological process (GO): phosphatidylinositol phosphate biosynthetic process; phosphatidylinositol-mediated signaling
Cellular component (GO): membrane; cytoplasm
Molecular function (GO): 1-phosphatidylinositol 4-kinase activity
Source: RefSeq, a predicted model, not a curated record